UUUUCCCCCCAUUCACAUAUGGUCAACACCAUGGCCAGCAAACAUAAGCUCAUUUUUACUGGACUAUUGAUUUUCAUUUCAGUUCAGUGGACUUGGUGUGUUUCAGAAGAGGAGCUCCAUGCUAGCUACUGGAACAACAAAGCGAGGCAGGCUCUCCACGCUGCCAUGAACAUUCAGCCCAAUCUCCACCAAGCUAAGAACGUCAUCCUCUUCCUGGGGGACGGUAUGGGGGUACCAACAGUGACUGCUUCCCGGAUCCUCAAAGGUCAGCUUGCAGGACACUCGGGGGAGGAGACCAGUCUGGUCAUGGACACCUUCCCUUACCUGGCGCUGUCAAAGACAUACAAUGUGGAUCAGCAGAUGCCAGACAGCGCUGGCACAGCCACAGCAUACUUAUGUGGUGUGAAGGCGAACUACGGCACCCUGGGAGUCACUGCUGCCACCCCGAGGUCCAACUGUAGUGCAAGCUAUGGGAAUGAAGUGGAAUCUGUUCUGCACCGUGCCAAGAAGGCAGGAAAAUCUGUGGGAAUUGUCACAACAACUCGAGUGCAGCACGCCUCUCCUGGUGCAAGCUAUGCUCACUCUGCUGAUCGAAACUGGUAUUCUGACUCUGACCUCCCCUCCGAGGCUGUCCAAAAUGGAUGCCGUGAUAUUGCAUAUCAGCUGGUUCACAACACAGAGAUAAAUGUCAUUCUUGGUGGAGGUCGUCAGUACAUGUUCCCACAAGAAAUGCAAGACCCAGAGUAUCCAACUUACACAGGAGGUCGAUUGGAUGGACAAAAUCUUGUUCUGGAGUGGAUUAAGAACAAAAAGAAUGCAAAAUAUGUUUGGAACAAAGUUGAUUUUGAUGCUGUCAAUCCUGCAAAUACAGACUUCCUGAUGGGUCUAUUUGAGCCCAAAGACUGCCGCUAUGACCUGGACCGUGAUCCAUCCAUGGACCCGUCCCUGACUGAGAUGAUGGAGAAAGCAAUAAAGAUUCUCAGCAAGAACCCCAAGGGAUUUUUCCUCUUUGUGGAAGGUGGGAGAAUUGACCAUGGGCACCAUGGAACAACAGCCAAAAGAGCUCUGUACGAGGCUGUGGAGUUUGACCGGGCAAUCGGACGAGCGGCUGAGCUCACCAAUGACCUGGACACCCUGACAGUGGUCACUGCUGACCACUCCCAUGUCUUUGCCUUUGGAGGACAUUCAGCCAGAGGAAAUCCUGUUUUGGGGGUGUCUCGCUCAAUAGCUAAGGACAACAAGCGCUUCACCACUGCUGUGUAUGGAAAUGGACCAGGAUACCAGAUUGUCAAUGGAAUCCGCCCAGAUAUAAAUGAGUCAAUUUCAUCGGGUAAUGACUACCGUCAGCAGACUCCCGUCCCUCUGAGUUCAGAGACCCACGGCAUAGAGGAUGUGGCCAUCUUUGCCAAAGGUCCCAUGUCACACCUCUUCCACGGGGUCCAGGAGCAGAACUACAUUGCCCAUGUCAUGGCUUACGCUGCCUGUCUGGAGCCCUACGACAACUGCAAACUGUCCCCACCCAACCACGCUGGAAACAACCACCCAAGCAUGCUGCUCCUCCUGAUGGGCCUCCUUCUCCUCUCUCUCUGCUCUGUCUGAGUCUGAGGUCACAGCCUCUGGAGAAUUUGUGCUUAUCUUAGAAUAACUGUGAAAUCAGACAUUCUGGUUGAAAAAAAAUCUUUACAUUGUUCUGUGUGUGAAUUUAAAAGCUGUAGUUGCACAACUUUGACAUCACUACCAUUUAGAGUAGUUUCUCCUUGCUUAGAUAACCUUGUAAAAAAAAGUAUUACUGAUAUUAUUGCAUAGCGAUGUGACAUUUAACACUCCAUUAGUUUAUUUAUAUGAAAAUAUAAUUGUAAUUAUUUUUGCAAUAUUUUGAAUAGGAGUUAUUUCCUAAUGAUAUUAGAUAAAAUCGUCUUGUCAUGUUUCAAGAUGUUUCAAGUUACCCUGUAUAUUUUUAUCCACCUGUUAUAAAAAAGCUAAUUUCAUUGGCCCAUAGAAAGUUGUCCGUUUC
Molecule: messenger RNA, 2014 nt
Organism: Lates calcarifer (barramundi perch)
Lineage: Eukaryota; Metazoa; Chordata; Actinopteri; Centropomidae
Gene: alpi.2
Product: alkaline phosphatase, intestinal, tandem duplicate 2
Exons: 11
Coding region: 19-1599 (526 amino acids)
Biological process (GO): dephosphorylation
Cellular component (GO): plasma membrane
Molecular function (GO): alkaline phosphatase activity
Source: RefSeq, a predicted model, not a curated record